Molecule: messenger RNA, 1114 nt
Organism: Ostreococcus tauri
Lineage: Eukaryota; Viridiplantae; Chlorophyta; Mamiellophyceae; Mamiellales; Bathycoccaceae
Product: unnamed product
Exons: 1
Source: RefSeq, a predicted model, not a curated record
GGUGGUGGUCCGAGGAGACGUCUUCGGAAGCGAGCGAGAGGCUGGGUUGGAGACGAUCGGGCGGGCGCGGACGCGGCUGCGGAGAACGCGGACGCUGGAGAGCGGCACGGCGAGAAGAGUCCGGGCGCGGGCGGAGGAGGAGUUGAGGGAGAAACGAGAGCGACACGUGAUGGUGGUGGGGGUGGAAGAUGCGCCGGAGGCGACGGGGGACGCGCGGGCGCGGCGAGAGGCGGAGGCGAGAGCGCGCGUGGUGGCGGCGGCGUGCGCGGAGAGCGGCGCGGGAGAGAGCGCGAAACUCCGGGGGGCGAUCAUGGCGUUGUUGCACGAGCGCCCGUUGGCGGUGAACGCGGUGCGGGAUAGCGUCGCGCGCGGGUACGCGCUGUUGGGUCGCGAGACGCCGAGUCAGCAACUCGUGAGCUCGUGCGUGAAGCAGGUGGCCAAGCUGUGCCCGCCGGGGCGGUACGAGUUGUUGGGGCACUCGAGGAAGCGCGCGCAGGAGCGUCACGAGACGCUCACGGCGGCGGCGCGAGAUUUGAAGAUUUCCACGCGCGAGAGCGAGGGGAUGACGACGACGACGAUGAAAGUUGCGGAGCCUUCAAAGAGCUCCGCUCGGGCGGAGCGCGCUCCAGACGUCUCCGUGCCGACGCCGCCUCUGCAAGAGCCCCCGCGCGUCCUUCGCGGCGAUAUCACCGUGGAUUUGGGUGACCAGUCGCCAAGUUUAGAUUUAGAGCCGAACGCGCACGUCGUGCCGCGCUCGACGCCGGGGCACACGGAGAUUGAGAUCUCCGAGCGCGUCGCCGGGGACGACGACGACGCGUGGCGUCACCCAGGUCCGCCCCUGGACGUCGACGUUAUCGAGUCUCCGUACGAACUCGAGGCCGUGAAGGCGACCUUCGACGUCAAGUACGCCCUCUACCGCGAUCUUCACUCGCGGCUCACCGCCAACGCCGAGGAGUACGAGCGCGUGCGUCGAAGCAAGGAUCCGCACCGCGCGCUCGAGCGUUUCGCCGCGCUCCGUCGCGCGCGGUACGCCGCCAUGCGCGUCGUCUUCGACGCCCUCCACGACGAGCUCGCCCGCGUCCGUCGCGUCAUCGACGCCCACGACGGACCCUAG